Sturnus vulgaris (Common starling) is the source of this 8156-nucleotide messenger RNA. Lineage: Eukaryota; Metazoa; Chordata; Aves; Passeriformes; Sturnidae. The record is from RefSeq and is a predicted model, not a curated record.
GAAGCAUGUUGUUUUGGAUUGUUAGACCAAUUUGCAUCUUUCUGGUCUUGAGUAGGUGAGUUGAACCUCAAUGGAAAAUAUUUCCAUUGAGGUCAGAAUUUGCUUUAAAUUUUCUGUUCAGUAUUUUUCUUCCCAAGGCAGAUUCUCAUAUCACUGUUCUAUAUCUGAUAAGGGUAAAUUUAGAUGCAUUUUGAUCAGUGCCUGUCAGUUGGGAGCCAUACAGGGUUCUUUGUGUAUGUGAGGGACAUGUUCAGGGCCCUUCUGUGAAGGGAGAGUGAAAUAGGGAGACUAGUUGAAUAAUAAACCAUUAGGGGCUGCCACAAGCCUGCUUGGAGUUACCAGUUGCCUUGCCAUCCUUUUCCAAAGCAAUUUGUGUGUAAGAGUUGUGUGGGAUCUCUCAUUUGUCUUGCUCAUAUCCAAGACCUCACACAAGGCCUGUACUGCUGGGUGCUUGCUGUUAAUCUGCAGAUCUCUUUGGCUAUCCAGACUGCAGGCUCUUUGGUGCAAGUGUGAACAGAAAAGACAGCUUCUGUCCUGGAGUUAAUAACCUCUGUAUAUGAGUGAGCUAAAGAGCUGGGGAUAGAAAGCAUUCUUCCCCCAUUCCCCUGAUGGAGAGCUGAGAUUAAGCCUUGAGCUCUGCUGAAAGGCAACAAAGCAAUAUUCAGAACUGCUAACCUCUGGUUAUUAACUCUGAUGAAAAUACCAGUGAAGCCAAGACAGCUUGGGUAUUAAUUGUACACCAACACAGAUUCAAUGAAUUUGCUCCUGGAUUCCAGUUACUACCCCAGAGACAACUAAAACUGUGUCCUGUAGUUGCUCCUAUUGUAACUGGCCAUCCCUCAUUACAUUUUGUAUUGAUAAUAUAUUUGGACCACCUCCCUACCUCAUGUAAUUUCUGUGACCAGUGAUGGCCUGGCCACCUAAAACCACUUUGGCUCAUAUUGUAUGUCUCCUCAGUGGGCUGGGACACGCUGGGGGAAACAAACUUGGCUUGUGGCUGGAGGGAAUGUCUUGGGAACUGCUCUCCAGGAUUACCUCAGUUAGCUCAAAUGCUAACUUGGGUUUUGGUGUGCAUUUCUUUCUACAGGUUCAUUUUGUGGGAGAGAAGUAGCAUUUGAGAAUAAGCUGCUAGGACAGGAGACAGGUUAGAAAAAACUUCUAAAUGAUGUGUAAAUGUUAAUCAUUAAACCUGUUACCUCGUAGCAACAUGACUUCUCAUAAUGAUUAACUGCUUUGCCAGGCUGUACUGGAGUAAAUCUCAGUGUUUGCUGCAGUUUCUCCCACCUCAGCCCAACUGCUGAAUGGUGUUGAAACACUCCUUAACUGGCUGGAGUGAUGAGCAGCACAGCUCCGUGGGGCUGAUGGUGCUUCUUCAUUCUCAAUUCUGCUUUUGAAGACUUAAGUUCUCAAUUCAAUCAGGGAACAGAAUUUAAGGGUGAGUUUAGCUGAUUGUUCUCAUUUUCCUUCAGAUAGGAGUCUGAAUAAACUACCACCUCGAGAAAGCUCCUAACACGUGCAAGCAACUCAACAUUCUUUGGUGAGUCUGUCCUGUUUGACACAGACCUGCUAUUGCUUCUUGAAUAUCUCCACGUGGUGCUGUUGGGGUAGUGGGAGUGGAACAGAAUUGGCUCUUCAGAACUGGGUUUUCAGAAUGGCUCUGUACUGUAAACAGAAAAGAGUUCUUUGGACUUACUUGAUGGGAAAAAAUGGUCAAAAUAGACUAAAAGCCUGAUAAUCGAAAAGAAAUACCUUUGCUCCUGAAAAGGGUGAGUAAAAAACCCCCACCUGUUUGGUAGUGGCAUUCAGGGUCCCUAUAGGUUGUGCUUCCAGAAGAACAAUGUGCCAUUCUCCUGCCAAUUCAGUACCUCCAGCAUUACCAAAGAGUGUGUGAAAAACAACUGCACAGGAGUGUCUUCAGUGUUAGAGGGCAGCUCAGCUAUCUGUGCUUAGGACCCAGUCUGGCAAGGAGGAAGGUAUUUAUAUUGUGCUUUAGUAAGUGAUGACCUGAAGGAACUUGUCACUGUGCAUUUCUCAAAAACAUGUUUUAAAAAAACUAUUAGCUUUAAUGUAAUUGAUUUGGUCCAUUUCUGAGAGUGUGAUGGCAAUAUUCUCCUUGAUUUGCUGAACUAGCUUAUCUGAAUUGGAGGAACUUGCUUGGUGCUUGCUUGGGAUGAGAAAGGUGUAUGGAGUGCAAGGACUUUUUUGUCUUUGUGUUCUCCUACUAUAGAGAAAGUGUGGUUCCAAUAUAUUUAAAACAAUUAAAAAAAAUUUAAAAUAUUUGAAUGUUCACUGAAAUAUAGAGUCUUAAUAUUGUCUUAAAAUAACUUCAGCCUCCCUGCAGGUGCUGACUGCCUCCUGCAGAAAUGGCUCCAUGGCUUCUAAAGCUUCUGGCUUGCUUUGGCAGGUACAGAAACCAUCUGAUAGCUCUUCCUUUCCCCUGUCCCAUUAAAUAGGUUGCCAAUAUAAAAUGCAAUAACACAAUGCUAUGGUUUUGGUCUAUAUUGAGCCAGAUUGGAAGCAGUUUCUGGAACCAGCAGGAAAGAUUAUCUAAGGAUGCUGGGGUUACAGAAUAGAAUUCAAUGUGACUGGUCUGGAGCUGGUUGCCCUUUAAGGAUGUGUGGUUUGAGAGGAGAGAAUUGCUGUUAGAGAGGCCUGUCUGUUCCUUCAGAGAUAAUUUAACAGCCUGCCUUCCAUUCAGGCAAGGGAAAUGCUAUCAGUGGGUUUUUUUCCUAUUGUAUUAAAUGACCUGUCUGUAUGUCAUGGCCUAAUUGUGUUACCCCAGAGAGCAGUGGAUAGGGGAUGAUUUUCCUUGAAAGUUUUCUUUGCUGCAUUGGAAAGGGACUGCUCCCAUCUAAUUCACCUGCCAGGCAGCCAGAUUUCUCUCUACUGGUCAACAAACAGAAACUGUGAUUUUAUGCACCAGAAGCUGGGGUACUGGCUGCUAUAGUUAUGACUUAAUUAAUAAUGUCAGAUCAGUUAGGUCUUGGCUAUUGUAUCAAGCUAAGGCUCUAUCUACUAGAGGUGUACAGGUUGAAAGUGAAUCCAUAUAUCUACAUUAAACAGAUUUCUAGUGGCAUCUGUUCUGCCCAGUGGUUUUUACAGGGAAAACAGUCCACGGACAAUAAGACUGAAACAUUUCAAUUGGUACUUUCAGUAAUAAACAUUUUUUGCGUUGACAGGUCAUGUGCACUUGACUCUUCAGAAAUGUGAUGACGAGGGCUCCCCAAGGAGACAAGAACAGCCGGCGGGGUUUUGAUGAGAAGGCUUAUUUGUCCUCCAAGGUGCUGAAGGCUGGAGAGGACCCCUACCGCCAGCACGCCUUUAACCAGCUGGAGAGUGACAAACUGAGCAGUGACCGACCCAUCCGGGACACCAGGCACUACAGGUGCACCUCUGUGCGCUAUGACACCGACCUGCCUGCCACCAGUGUCAUCAUCACCUUCCACAAUGAGGCGCGAUCCACGCUGCUCCGCACCGUGAGGAGUGUUCUGAACCGCACCCCUCCCAGUCUCAUCCAGGAGAUCAUUUUGGUAGAUGACUUCAGCUCAGAUCCUGAGGACUGCCAUCUCCUUACCAAGAUUCCAAAGGUCAAAUGUCUACGAAACACCCAUCGAGAAGGGCUGAUCCGCUCUCGGGUGCGAGGAGCUGAAGUGGCAGCUGCUGACAUCCUCACCUUCCUGGACAGUCACUGUGAAGUCAACAGCGAGUGGCUGCAGCCAAUGCUUCAGAGAGUGAAAGAGGAUUAUACCCGAGUGGUGAGUCCAAUCAUUGAUGUUAUCAGCCUGGAUAAUUUUGCCUACCUGGCAGCAUCAGCAGAUUUGAGGGGAGGGUUUGACUGGAGCCUUCACUUUAAAUGGGAACAGAUUCCUAUAGAGCAGAAGAUGUCCAGAACAGACCCAACUCAGUCUAUAAGAACCCCUGUUAUAGCAGGAGGCAUCUUUGUGAUUGACAAGUCCUGGUUUAACCACCUGGGAAAAUAUGAUACUCAAAUGGACAUCUGGGGAGGAGAAAAUUUUGAGCUCUCCUUCCGAGUGUGGAUGUGUGGUGGCAGCUUGGAGAUCGUUCCCUGCAGCCGAGUGGGACACGUGUUCAGGAAGCGCCAUCCCUACGACUUUCCUGAGGGCAAUGCACUGACUUACAUCAAGAACACCAAGCGCACAGCAGAGGUGUGGAUGGAUGAAUACAAGCAGCACUACUAUGAGGCCCGGCCAUCGGCUAUUGGCAAGUCCUUUGGAAGUGUUGCAGACCGAGUGGAGCUGCGGCACAAACUGAACUGUAAAUCCUUCCAGUGGUAUCUGGAGAAUGUCUACCCCGAGCUCAAGAUUCCUGAAAAAGAGUUGAUUCCAGGAAUAAUUAGACAAGGAGGAAACUGUCUGGAGUCUCAGACACAGGAUACCACAGGGAAUAUGUUGGCUGGCAUGGGAAACUGUAAAGGGUCGGUGAACAAUCCACCUCUCACUCAGGAGUGGAUAUUCAGUGACCCUUUAAUUAGACAGCAGGACAAGUGUCUUUCCAUUACCUCCUUCUCUACUGGUUCUCAAAUCACACUGGAAGCUUGCAAUCAAAAAGACAGCAGACAGAAGUGGAAGAUGAAAGGCAGCUUCAUUCAACACUUUGUCAGCGGUCUCUGCCUGGAAAACCAGACUGGAAGAGUGGUGACCAGCCCCUGUCAAGCAGGUGUACCUGGCCAACAGUGGGAGCUGCUACAAGCAACAUGAUGGUAGCACAGAGAUCUCCUUGUUUCUUUGUGCAUGAGACUUUGGGAACAGAGGGGGAUCAGGAAUGGAGGAAUGGUUUUGUAUGUCUGACCCUAAAUGUUUUCAUUGUGCCCAUCAGUAAGCCACCACUUCAGCUGAGCACUUGAUGUUUUUGAGCUUUUCAGAGAAGAAGCUGGGGGUGAGAGGGAUCAGGAUAGUUGUCAAAAUCUUCCCAUCUAUUGUCUUAAGUUCUCCUUUAUCAGGCUGAUGCCUGUGCACAGCUGCAGGUAGAGAUGGAGGAGGACUCAGCCCAGUACUUGCAGCUCUCCCCAUCCUUUCCUUUCUCUGCAUCCAGAGUCCACAGCCUUCAGUCCAGCAGCUUAGGCUAUGCUCGUACAAACAUUGGUAGCUCUUUGGCUUCCCUGGCUUUUUGCUCUAACAUCUGCAUUAUUUAUGCAUAUGUUUCUCAGUGAGGACUGGCCAGAAGAGUCAUUGUGAUCAGUGGAGAGGCUGGGAAAGAGCUAGCAGGUCCUGGGGACACGUUUGUCACCUCUUUUUGGUGGGCUCAUUCCUUCCUCUGCCAUACAGACAAAUGUGCUGAGGAGAGAGAUUGAAAAGGGACAAUCUGUUUUACCAGCCUAACCAGGGAUUGUUUUCAGGGACUGUUCCCUGUUGAAGUCUUCCUUCCAGCUUUUCCAUGUAUGGAAGGCCAGCCCUGUCCCCAAGAGUGGCCCAAGCCUGCAGGUACAGGAUUCCAUGUUCUGGUGGAGCCAGCCACACACCGAGGUGCUGCACAUGGCUCAGGCCUGUGGCAGGAGCCCACUCGGAUCCCCACUGUGAGAGACAGAAGGGGACAGCCCCUCUGUCAUAGCAGACUCCUUGCUGCUGGUUGGGCAGGGCCACAGUUCUCAUGCUUGUCUCUCCAGCUCUGCAUAGCCCCUGUGAACAGAGCCUGGCAUGGCAAACCACCUACUCCCUCUGUCUAGCUGGUUUCCCUUCUCUCUUUGAGAAAGAUGAGGCAAAAAGGCUGGGGCUGCUCUACUUUUGGCAUCCCUGUCUCUUCCCAGUGAGCCCUUUGGGGAGAGGUUAGCUGGUGAAGCUGAAACUGCCCCCUGCACAAAUGCUGCCACAGUGCAGGCCUGCCCUGCCAGAGGCUCCUUUGUGUUCUGGAAAUGCCAAAGACACUGGUGGUCUCUAGCUAGCGUCCCAAUCCUGCUCCCAGUUACCAGUCAGCUCUAGCCACGUGUGGGCUUUCAAACCUGCCAAGGGAUGCUUACCUAUUCAAAUGAAGUCCCUACAGCCUUUCAUUCUCCUAAUUAGAGCUGUUAAAUUUUCCUCUUGAGCUAGAUUCUGUGAACCAACCCUCCUUUCCAAGAACCUGACAGGGGAACCAGAUGGUGGGACCGUUUCAUUAGGCAAUUGCUUGCUUGGAUCCUUUCUGAUCUGGUAUAGAAGAAACAGGUUGCUCAUUUGGAUUCUGAACAGCUGUUUGUUUUUGAUCAUGUUUGUAUCUCUUAUUAAUUCUUUCUCUUAGCUUGGUAUUAGCCCAAGCAGUUGACAAAAGAACAGAUAAUGUUCUUCAUACAUUGCAUGUGCUUAGUGUGAAAACUGGAGACUGGUUUUUUUGUUCUUGGUUUAAAAAAAUUAAAUCCAUCAUGUGGCAGGAGCUCUUAUCCUGUCUCUCUCUUCACUUUGAUAUCAGAUCCCCAUCUCACCACUGAUUAGCCAGAAGAAUGACCUGCCUGUACUGUGAGAACUCACAAGGGAGUUCCUUUUGAUCCUUAUAGAAUGAUGCAGCUGCUCUUCUGUGUGGAAAUGAGGGCACUGACACUGCAGUGAUUUCUCUUUUUCAUCUCCUGUAUAGAGAUGCUUUGGGCCAGAACCACUGAGGUCAGGAGAGGGCAGAGAAGGAAGGAAGAUAUCCUAAGAAUGCAAUGAGAGCAGGCCAGACAGAUCCAUUGAGGGGAGAGAUGCCAUCCUAUUAGCUACUGCAUUUUUAAACAAGAAUAUACAGGAGAUGGUCCUUUCAGAAUAGCAUCAUUAUGCAGUAGGAGACAGGAAGAGUCAAGUUCUUACCUACCUGGCUUGAUGCAAAGACAGAUGAAGAGCCACUGAGCAGGUACUGUUUGUAAGCUCUGUAUACGGUGAUGUGUGAAAGGAUUACAUAUUUUCAUCAAAACACAGCCUAAGUGGACCCUCUGACCUCCCCCCAUUUCACUCUCCAGCACUUGUGUUGCAGCUAACAGCAUGUUCCCUCCUCUGCCAGGUACUGCCUCCUUCCUCCCUGCUCCCACUGUGUGUGUGCAGCUUUCUUGCAGUUCCCUCUUCAUAACCACUCUGGGACCAGGACCCAGCUCCUCUACAAACAAUGCUCCUGACUGCUGCAGACCACAGAAGCUCUGCUUAUUUACAGUCUCCAAGCUCUGGGCCAGCCCUAAUUCAAAGGGCUCUUGUCAGCACGAUGACUGCUGCCCUUGACUGUGUGUUUGGCUCCCAGGCUGGAGGUUGCUGACUGCUCCUGGAGCAGACAUGGACACUAGCUGUGUUGAUUUGUGCCUCUCUUCCUCCUGGCAGGCUGUGACCUGGCAUCCUUCUUGGGCUGUAAGCUGGGGCUGCUGAAGAUAGGACACUCUCCUUCUUCAGGUGCCCUGGCCUGGGGGAGGACAGGGCAAAGGUGGACAUAUGCUAGGUGUCAAUAACUCGAAUUGCUUGUGGAGUUUGGAGUUUCGUUUUUUAAUUCUACCUGGUUUUGUACAGGUUCACCUGAGGUCACCUCCCAGCUGGUCACUUUUUUUCUGUUAGCUAAAGCAUUGCUUUAGCUCAACACAGACCUCCCCACACAUCAUCCUUUGGUUUCCAAUGUAUUUUAGCAAUUGCUGAAAAGGAGGUCCAUUACAAAAGACUGCUGUCAAGUGUGGGCAAACUGAACUUCUUCUUGGAAUAAACAAAAUCUUGUUCAAACUCAUUAUUAGCAUACUCUAAAUUUCCCUUGACUGAAGGGAAAGAAGAACAAUGUUAUCUCUGCUUUUCCCCCCAAGGUCCACAGAGUGCCAUGUUUUGUAACAGGUGUCUGUUAGGAUUUCUUCAAGCAAACUUAACUAUUUUUAACAGUCAGAAAAAACAGCUGCUCACCCUUGUUUUCCUGUUGACUUUAAACAGCCCCCUAGACUGUCAAUAGAGAGCAUUUGCAUUGGUAAUACCCUUAAAGAAAGCUGUUACUGUAUGAGAGCAUCAAGUGUAAUUUCCUGUGCUGUGAACCAAUGGAGGUUUAUUUAAGAGGAGCUGAAUCUACUGUUGUACAGAAAUCGGUUUCAAAAGGUUUAUUUUUCCCACUCACUUGUAAGCUGCACUUUGCCAGAUGUAAUUUAUGUGGAACUCAGAUUAGUUUUCCUUUUUCUUCAAAAAAAGCAUGUGCCAGAAUCUGUUUAAUGCCUGGAAUAAAAUCCAUUUUGAAAUAAG